Magallana angulata is the source of this 2971-nucleotide messenger RNA. Its product is annotated as L-sorbose 1-dehydrogenase-like. Gene Ontology annotation, molecular function: oxidoreductase activity, acting on CH-OH group of donors; flavin adenine dinucleotide binding. The transcript is spliced from 12 exons. Bases 195 to 1988 code for a protein of 597 amino acids. NCBI's taxonomy places the organism in Eukaryota, Metazoa, Mollusca, Bivalvia, Ostreida, Ostreidae. The record is from RefSeq and is a predicted model, not a curated record.
AGCGCUUAUGCGAAAUAGAGGUGCUCAUUAGAUUUCAGUGCAUGCUUUCGGAAUACAAAAAAGUAGAAAAUUCUGUAAAUAAGUGAUCAUUUUUUUUCCAUUACAGUCGAUUGGAAUUUUAUGAUGUGGAAAAUCUAAGAUAUCCAAACUCCAAAGACAGGUGUGGAAAGUGUGCUCUACAGAAUUCCUACAAGAUGAAGAAAUCCAGUGUUUGUUUUUUGUCGAUGGCGGUCCUCCUAGUUCUACUCAGGCCGCUGCGUUCAUUUGAAUGCCCAGAGUACAUGCGUCGCCGAUACGACUAUAUCAUAGUUGGGUCUGGAUCUGCCGGAACCGUCCUUGCCGCGCGGCUGUCGGAGAACCCGGAUCACAGGGUGUUGUUAGUGGAGGCUGGGGAGUCGGACAGGGAGAGGAAGGAGACCCCCUACAUAGACAUCCCCGCCCUCUACCCCCUAUUGGUCAACUCCAGCGUGGACUGGGGCUACUACAGCGUUCCCCAGAGGUUCUCCGGAUACGCAUUCAAUAAUAGGCAAUUUCCUUUGCCUCAAGGGAAGGUUAGCGGGGGUACAUUCAGCAUCAACAGAAUGAUCUAUCAGCGUGGAAGUCGCCAUAUUUAUGAUUAUUGGGCCUCAUCCGGAGCAACUGGUUGGAGCUUCCGGGAAAUUCUAAAGUACUUCCGGCGGUCAGAAGAUAUCAGCGUUCCAGAAUUAGCAAGAUCAACGUACCACGAGCAGUGUGGACCCCUCAGAGUGUCCCGUCUACCCCCUAGCCCGCUCCUCAGCCUCUAUCUGAAGGGAGCCAACAGUCUGGGCUACCGGACCAUCAACUGCAACGAGGGGAUAGACGUCGGUGUGUGCAGGAUACAUACAAACAUUAAAUUCGGCGAGCGCUGGAAUACACUUAAAGGCUUUAUCCGCCCGGCCCUAGGGAGAAGAAACCUUGACAUGGUCACUGAUGCUCAUGUAUCUAAAGUUUUGAUUUCCAACAGAAGGGCACAAGGUAUAGAAUUUAUACACAGGGGGAUUUCCUUUAGUGUACAGACGGAUAAGGAAGUGAUAUUGACGGCUGGUACAUACGGGUCCCCAGCCAUUCUAAUCCGGUCCGGAAUCGGUCCAGCUGACCAACUACAAAGGCUGCAGGUGCCCCCGAUUUCGUUGAUUCCAGUUGGAGAAUCAUUACAAGACCACCCCACGGUCAACAUCAGAGUUCUGUUAAAGGCUCCAACCAUCAAACCCCACGCCAUUGCCGACCAAGUCAAGAACAACCAGUACUUGUUCCAGCGAACAGGAUUGCUAGCAGAACUGCGGGGGACGGAAGCGCUUCUUACUCUACAGUCGGAUCCGACCUCGAUCAUCGCCUACCCUGACCUUCAGAUAACCUUCACCAGUGCUCUUGGUGACCAUGACCCCAUGAUUGAUUUUGUGGGCAACAAAAAUCUAUCCUUCAUAAAGUCGUGGUAUUCUAUAGCAAGGGGCCAAGAUGGGGUGACCAUGAACAUAAAAUUACUGCACCCGGUCAGUAGAGGAAGCCUGAAGUUGAACAGUGUCGAUCCCAGAGUUCCCCCUGUGAUUGACCCCGCCUACCUGUCUAAUCCGGAAGACAUCAGGGUGCUGAUCAAAGGAAUCAGAAAGGUACAAGAUUUGAUCAAGACACCUUCCUUCCAAGAGGUCCAGGCCUCAUUCGGGCCUUCAUUCUCGGGCUGUCUCCAUUUAGCGCGAGAUUCUGAUGCAUACUGGGAAUGUUACAUCCGCCAUUUUAUGGAACCCGGACACAACCCUGUCUCAACCAAUAAAAUGGGCUCCGUUAAUGACGGCUCUACUGUGGUGGGGCCAGAUCUCAAGGUUAAAGGAAUCAUCGGACUGCGGGUUGCUGAUGCGUCCAUUAUACCCGAGAUCACAGACUACACUAAUGCCGCCACCAUCAUGGUCGCGGAGAAAGCGGCGGACAUUAUAAAGAGCGAAGCCAAAAUUCCACUUCCUCCUGUACCGUGAAAAUAUGGGAUGAUGGGACACAAGAUGGCGCUGGGAGAACAGAAUAACCAAACAAAUUUAAAAGGAGCGCAAAGAAAAACGAAAACGAGACAAUCGACUGAUUAAAAGACAAAAAUAAGUUAUAAACAAUUAAAAUGUGUUAUUGUUGUCAAUUUUGCUUUAAUGCUUAUUGAUACUUUUAUAAUUAUGAUGACUGGGUAAUUAUCUUUUGAAGGGCUAAUGUCAUCGGUUGACAGCAACUGACCCAUUUGUUAGCCUUCAACUAGUUUAGUAUUGUUUUAUGGUUUUAAGUAUUCUAGGUAACCAGUGUUACUACCGCUUUUUAUGACACAAACAAUGAUUAUUGACUUUUCCUUAUAAUUCAUUUCGUUAUUAAAAGCGUAAUGCGUUUUUCUUGUAGUUUAUACACAUUCAAUUCAGAAUACACAAAAAUUCGUUUAUAAUUAGCAUAUUCAUUUUUAACAUUGUCAAUAUUUGACAGAAUUUUUAAAUAAAACCGAUGUUUAACGAUUAUGAUUCGUUUAUUGUCUCCUUUGAUUUACAGUGUAUUCUAAAAGCAUUUUGUGUAAUAUUGUUUGAUCUCUUUAUGCCCCUUGUUUGAUACAUUUAUUUAAGAAAUAAAGAUCGAGUUUCCGUGAAUAUUGCAGAAUAUUCUCCGAGGUCGAGAAAUGUUGUUUAAAAAAUUUAAAAGCGAUGGCAUUGGCCUCGUGUUUUACAUUUCAAGCAAAUAGAUUAGGUUAUGAAUCCUGCAACAUUCACAAUAACAAGAUCUUUAUGUCUAUUUUAAUGACAGCGUGCGUGCCUAAAAUUGAGAAAUGUGUAUAACGUGCUCGUUAGUUGAUAUCGACUGUAGUAGGUAAAAAGAGGUCUUAGAAAGGGUCGUAUUGUACAUGUAUUUCAAUAAAUUUUAAAUCAAUUUCAGGCACGCACCCUAAAUUGACACAUACAUGUAUGGAAAAAAGUUCCAUGAUAUACAGAGGAAG